This is a messenger RNA of Phragmites australis (common reed), 785 nucleotides long. RefSeq lists its product as uncharacterized. The record is from RefSeq and is a predicted model, not a curated record. Bases 79 to 489 code for a protein of 136 amino acids. The transcript has 3 exons. NCBI's taxonomy places the organism in Eukaryota, Viridiplantae, Streptophyta, Magnoliopsida, Poales, Poaceae.
GGCUCGCACGAGAGCACCAUCCACGAGAAACACGAGGGGGCAGGCGGAACACAGCCAGCCAGACGCGAGGGCAAGGCGAUGGGGAAGAAGCAGGGAGGCCGAGGAGAUCACAAGGGGCUCCUGUGGAGGCUGCCGGAGCUCACCUCCAAGGAGCUCGGCAAGCUCGGCCCCGCCUUCGGCCUCGGCAUCGGGUGCGGCGCCGGCGCUGGCGUCGGAUUCUUCGGCGGUGCCGGAUUAGGCUAUGGUUUUCCUGGAUUAACGUUAGGCUUUGGAGUUGGAGCUGGAUGUGGUGUAGGAAUUGGAUUCGGUUAUGGUUUGGGCAAAGGAAUCGCAUAUGACGAAAACAAAAGAUACACUAAUGUUGGCAAAGUGUUCCAGGAAGCUCCACAUCUGCCUACGGACACUGUUGCUGCUUUGUUCGACGAGUUGGUUAUAAACACCAAGAAGCUUGUGACGGCAACAUCAAAAGGGAUUGAGAAAUGGCGUUGAGGUGCACCACUGCAUUAUCGUUGCCAUUAGCUGUCUUGAACUGUGUAUCAACUAUCAAGUGAAGAUUAAAAGCAAGGUUUACCUUGAACUGGAGUAGCACUUAGUUCUAGAAUGCAGACUCUCUCUUGCUCAUCGGUGUGUAGGUUUGUAUUUAAGUAGGAUCGUGAAACGAGGCCACCAAUGAUUUCUGGUCGUUAUAUUAGUUGCAUGAAAUAUUGCUGGAUAAUCCUGUUACUGGGGUGCGCAUCCCAGAAGUUAAAUUUUAGGAUGAAAUGAUGCUAUGUGCUUCAGAUGAA